AUGGUGACGAUAGUGCGUGAAACGAAUAUACCGCAUAGUGCGUCUGAAUAUCGGUGCGCCGAUAUGUUGUUGCAUGGUGGCGAGGCAGCGAGAGGGCCUGUACAACGGAGGCGCUCAGGUCUCUUAAGAGUUCAAUGCUCUCUUGGAGCACGGGAAGGGGCGGGGCGAGCUGCUCGCAGACCUCGCCCGCCCGCCUGCAUGUUGAGACUCUUUCUAACUGUGAAGAUGACUCAAGUGACUGCGAUGCCAAAGGCGCGCUGCUCGCGGGCGCCGCCGCCGUGGCUCGAAGACGAUACGCCGUAA
This is a messenger RNA of Parnassius apollo (apollo), 303 nucleotides long. NCBI's taxonomy places the organism in Eukaryota, Metazoa, Arthropoda, Insecta, Lepidoptera, Papilionidae. The record is from the annotation of a GenBank genome assembly.